ACAGGUGGAUUCGAUUCUCAGUCAUGGGAAACAAAAAUUCAGGAUCCUCUCCCUCGCACUGGUCUUCAAUCCUCACGGGUAUGAACCAAGCUCCAUCUAUAAAUUCUUUAGUCUCAUACUCCACAAAGGAAAGUUCAUGAAAGUUUUGAUUUCUGUUUCCUUUAUCUGGUUGAAGUUUUAGUGAGAAGUCGAGUCUGAACUUUAAUUACCCUCUCUUGUCUUCUUACUCCUGAAUGGACUCUUUGUAAUAGCUUUGUGAUUCAUAUCAAAGAUGGAAGCUCUGAGCCUUUGGUCCUUAAAAGGGGACUUCUGGGCAACCCCUCAUUUGGAGUUUGAUGUGGGUUAUUCCUGUAUUUCAAAAACAAGGAAAACAAAGAGAAGAUUGCUAAUUGGUAAUGCCGUACGUCAGGGAAGAAGUUCCCAUCACUUGUUUGCUUCAAGUACUCAUAGACGUUGGUAUCCAAAACGUGAUGCUUCAUACGGGAUUUUCACCAACAACUCGAAACUGAAUUUUGUUUUUGUUGGUGAACCAUCUAGAAUUUCGUCUGGUGCGUCUUUUGCCUUGGCUUGGGCAUUUGAGCAACGAGCGAUUGGGAAGGAAUUCAAUGAAGAGUCUCCAAAUCGUAGAGAUAGUUUACUUAAAAAAGCGGAUGAUGAGGAAGAAGGCUCCCUUGAUAUUGUCGAGGGAAAAGAUGGUGGGGUAAUUCCAACUAAAGGAGGAGGAGGAGAUUGUGAUUAUGAGAGAGAAGUAGUUGAAGCGAAGAAUGCACGAAUUGAUGUCCGUGCAUUAGCUUGGAGCUUACAGUAUGCUAAAACCCGGGAAGAUAUAGAAGAUGUUCUUAAGGAUUUUUCGGAACUGCCCCUUUCUGUAUAUUCUUCAAUGAUCAGAAGUUUUGGCAAAGAAAAGAGAUUAGAGUCUGCUGUAGCUCUUGUCGAGUGGCUUAAGAGAAAGAAGAAGGAGACCAAUGGUUUCGCUGGUCCAAACCUUUUCAUAUAUAAUAGUCUAUUGGGUGCAGUGAAACAAUCUGAGCAGUUUGGAGAAGUGGAGAAAGUCAUGUUAGAUAUGGCAGAGGAAGGUAUCCUUCCUAAUGUUGUCACUUACAAUACUUUAAUGGCCAUUUAUUUAGAACAAGGACGGUGUAUUGAGGCCCUCAAUUUUCUCAAGGAGAUUGAAGAGAAGGGUUUAUCCCCAUCUCCAGUAUCCUAUUCAACAGCCUUGCUUGUUUAUAGAAGAAUGGAAGAUGGGAGUGGAGCCCUUAAGUUUUUUGUUGAAUUAAGAGUAAAAUAUCAAACGGAUGUGAUAGGAAAAGAUGGUGAUGACAAUUGGGAAACUGAGUUCAUUAAGCUCGAGAACUUAACCAUUCGUAUUUGCUACCAAGUGAUGCGGCAGUGGCUUGUGAAGGGAGAUCACUUGAACAGCAAUGUAUUGAAGCUUCUUACUGAAAUGGAUAAGGCUGGGCUGAGACUUGGACGGGCUGAACAUGAGCGCCUUGCAUGGGCAUGUACGCUUGAAGGUCAUUAUAUUGUGGCAAAGGAAUUGUAUAAUAGGAUAAGAGAGGAGGAGUCUGAUAUCAGUUUAUCUGUUUGCAACCAUAUAAUAUGGUUGAUGGGCAAGGCUAAGAAAUGGUGGGCUGCUUUGGAGAUUUAUGAAGAUUUGUUGGAUAAGGGACCAAAGCCAAAUAACCUAUCACAUGAAUUAAUUGUUUCACACUUCAACUUUCUACUCGCUGCAGCUAGGAGAAAAGGUAUUUGGAGAUGGGGUAUUAGGUUGCUUAACAAGAUGGAAGAGAAAGGCCUAAAGCCAGGAAGUCGGGAGUGGAAUUCAGUUCUUGUAGCUUGUUCCAAAGCAUCAGAAACUUCAGCUUCUGUGCAGAUAUUUAGGAGGAUGGUGGAGCAAGGUGAAAAGCCUACAAUUGUUUCAUACGGAGCAUUGCUUAGUGCCCUUGAGAAAGGAAAACUCUAUGAUGAGGCCCUCCGAGUAUGGGAACAUAUGGUUAAAGUGGGUGUCGUGCCAAACUUGUAUGCAUUCACAAUUAUGGCAUCAAUUUACGCUGGACAAGGAAGGUCCAAGAUGGUAGAUUCCAUCAUCCGAGAUAUGGUUUCAUCUGGUAUUGAACCAACUGUUAUUACUUUUAAUGCGAUUAUCAGUGGGUGUGCACGGAACAACAUGGGAAGUACUGCAUUUGAAUGGUUCCACCGGAUGAAAGUUUUGAAUACCUCCCCAAAUGAGAUAACAUAUGAGAUGCUGAUUGAAGCUCUUGCGAAAGAUGCUAAGCCAAAACUUGCAUAUGAGCUGUAUUUGAGGGCUAACAAUGAGGGCUUUCACCUGUCUUCAAAAGCUUAUGAUGCUGUCAUACAGUCCUCACGAGAUCACGGUGUAAAUAUAGAUGAAAGCAUCUUAGGACCCCGUCCUGUGGAGAAGAAGAAAAAUCUGAAGAUUAGGAAGACUUUGUCAGACUUUUGUAACUUGGCAGAUGUCCCUAGAAGAGGUAAACCAUUUGAUAGAGAGGAGCUUUAUACUCAACAAACACAUGGAAACUAAUAAAUAAAUUUUUUU
Messenger RNA from Telopea speciosissima, 2557 nucleotides. RefSeq names its product protein LOW PHOTOSYNTHETIC EFFICIENCY 1, chloroplastic-like. The coding region runs from base 272 to 2542 and encodes 756 amino acids. Gene Ontology annotation, molecular function: protein binding. NCBI's taxonomy places the organism in Eukaryota, Viridiplantae, Streptophyta, Magnoliopsida, Proteales, Proteaceae. The record is from RefSeq and is a predicted model, not a curated record. The transcript has a single exon.